Molecule: messenger RNA, 1173 nt
Organism: Trichophyton verrucosum HKI 0517
Lineage: Eukaryota; Fungi; Ascomycota; Eurotiomycetes; Onygenales; Arthrodermataceae
Exons: 2
Coding region: 1-1173 (390 amino acids)
Source: RefSeq, a predicted model, not a curated record
AUGUCUCCUGCGAGGCAGCCCUUUGCGGUCCUGGGUGAGGCCAGACUGCGUACGGCCAACAGCAUCAAGAACCAGCAGAAUGCAAACUCGUUGAAGCGUCGACUGGACGUGUUGGACACCUCAGAUGCUGAGAAUAUCGACCCUCUUCUCAUGGGCUCCCCAUCCAAGCGCAACAAGGGCGGCAUCCAGGUGCACCAAGAUACCACUGAUAGCAUCCACAUCUUCACCAAGCCAGCCUUGCCUGUCAAGACGCCAGCAAAGGCGCGAAGCAGCAGCUCGGAAUUCAUCACGCCUGCGCGCCCAAUCCGUGGCCAGUCUUCUCUCUCUGCUCCCCUCAGAGCACCAGCUGGCCGUUCUCCAAAGUCAAAGGCAAAGAGCGUCAAGGCCUUUGGCCGUCGUAGCCUUGGCUUCUGCCGCGUUGACCCUCCCACUACCAACAAGCGUAGCAUGACUCGCGUGCCUUUCUCCAUUGCUGAUGCUCUCAAUGGCACUUUCACCGUCUCCCGCCCAGUUGCCGAGUCGACCUCAUCAACCACGCCAAAGGCUAGACGUCCAAAGGCAUGGGACUUUGAAAUCCACGCCGACACCGAACAAGACGAGAUGGCAAACUUGAUGCAACACUCGACCUGUGUUCUUGACAUCAGUGACGACGAGGAGAAGCAGGCACGCGAAACCAGAGGCAAGGAGAACAUUCCUCCUUCGCAACCUCUUAGUGAUGGAAGCAAUGGACCUGCUACCGCCCAACAUACGUCGACCACUGCUGCUAGGAAUGUAGAGAUGGGAGAUGAACCUCGUUCGCCUUUGGGUGAACUUGAUGUAAAGGCCUUCAUCCCUGAAGGUGAAGACAUUAACAGUGUUGUCAUUAUCCCAGAGGACGAGGACGACACAUCUGCCGAACAGAACUCUACCGCUGUUACUGUUGAGAAGCCAUCGGAUGCUGCCCAAGACAAGCAGUCUAAGGCAUCUGUUCAACCGGAAUCCCUCUCCAAGACAAAGAUCGCGAGUCUACUCGGCCGCACGGCUCCAAAGGUUCAACCCGAGGAGCAACCCAAGGAGGACACCCCAGCCACCGAAAUAAAAACUUGCGAGGGUUCCACUACAAUCGAGGAGGCCUCCACUACCACCAAGGGAUCCGAUGAGCCUGUUGAGCCAUCUGCCCCCUCGUCAUCCUAA